Molecule: messenger RNA, 839 nt
Organism: Ruditapes philippinarum (Manila clam)
Lineage: Eukaryota; Metazoa; Mollusca; Bivalvia; Venerida; Veneridae
Exons: 8
Source: RefSeq, a predicted model, not a curated record
AUGACGUUGACGUCGUUUCUAAGCGACGUUGUCAUUAGCGUCAAAGCAUUAGCAAGAGAGAUUACUCACUUAGCAGUUGACAGCGAUAUUUUACGAUUUUUGUCAGUUAUGGAGGAAGUUUUUAUACCAAAAUUAUCUAUCCUGACCCAAGAUGAAGGGAUGUUUUCCAGUCUUGAUAGUUUUUCUGCAUUAACCGGUUUCGUUCCAAAAAACAGAUUAACCGCUUUCCUGAGAACUUUGAGAAACUCAGUUCUAAAUCAUUCUAGAAAAGAUUAUGAUAUCAUCAGUACCGAUGAAGAUUUUGAUACUCUAUUUUCCUCUGAGACGCACAGAGUUUUGAAAGAACGCAAGAGAACACUUGUACAAUUGAUUAAGAAACACGAAACCGCCCUGCUUGCAUUGAGAGAAGCCAGAAUUAAUUGUUGGAAGUCAAAAGCAAAGUUGCAGAAGUAUGAGUUGAUUUUAGAGACACAAAGGUCUGCCUUGCGUUAUAACCAAAACGAGGCUGAAGUCAGAGAGGCAGCAAUUAAGGAGAUGGAAUUAGUACAUAACAAAUGGAUGGUCACACACGAGAAAGACCAUAUUGCGUUUGAGAAAAAGUUCUUAGAUGAGAUAGGUUUCAGAGAGAAAAUUCAAAAGAUGUCUUCUGACCUUGAACGUGAUGUUGUUGAGAUGCUUUAUGACACCAUCCGAAUAUUUAUGUACAAGAACAAUCAGAAACUGAGGUACGUGAAGUUAUUAAUUAUAAAAAUAUAUAAUAACAUACCAUGUGAAAAAGAAUGGAUUGAGAAAGCUGAAUAUAUAAAUAGCAGAAUCAACAAACAAACAUUAAGAGAAAG